Molecule: messenger RNA, 3934 nt
Organism: Ceutorhynchus assimilis (cabbage seed weevil)
Lineage: Eukaryota; Metazoa; Arthropoda; Insecta; Coleoptera; Curculionidae
Source: the annotation of a GenBank genome assembly
CGAAAAUUUAUCUUAAUGAAGACCUAACUGAGAAAAAACGAACAUUGUUCAAAAAGAUCAAUUAAUAAUCCUACAAUGUCUAUUCAUUCUGAACUCUAAAUAUCUACCAUAAUAAAAACAGAGCCAUGCUUCUUACUCUUCCCUACAUGUACGCCACAAUUCUCCAAUGGUGGAGGCUGGGGGCUUUAAAAAAUAAGCUCACAGGCACACUAAACUCCAAUAAUGCCCUUCUAGUGUGCGACGAAUCCAUUAUUUUUGAUACUACACGAACUAGGAGCAUUGAAAAUUUACUUUUUAAACAGGAAAAUCGUAUUGCUGUUACUGUUGUCCCCAAACAAAGUAUAAAUUUAGGUUCCCAGUGGUUGUAUUUUCCAAAAGACUCUAGAUAUUUUCCGAUAUAUUUUAAACAAAAUAAAAUAAGCAUUUGUAGACCCCAUAUAUACAUUCUGGUGCAAGCCGUUCUGGAUAAUUACAAAAAGCAUCAAGCCGAAAUAUUAGCAAUCGAACAAUUUGGAGAAUUAGUAGCAUGGAAAAUCACCGAAAAUUUCGAAACCAUUUUGAGGAGCGAUAUGGACAAAUUGGUCCAAUUGGUGCAGUGUUUCUCUCAAAGAGAUUGCGAUAUGAACCAUGAACUUAAAUUGUUGAAAAUUGAAACAAUUGAGGUAGAUGGAUUUGCCAAAAGAAUAAUAUACGAAAGGCAAUUUUCAGCAGAAACUACACAAAAGUACUCAUUAACCUCGAUUCACUGGACAAAAUUCGUCUCGGAUGUGAGAGGUCUUUAUUCAAAAAUUAGAGACGCCACCAAUCCUAAAAUAACUAUUGAUAACGGCACUCCUAAGCCAGAAGACAUAAAAAUCGUCCCUGUUUCCGGAGAUAAACCAAUAGAAAAAGACAACAAGGCAGCUGAAGAGAAAAAUACUUUAGAAGUUAACUGUUCUAAUUAUAGGAAACACAGGAGCGCUGAACGUAGCAGGGAGCACAGAUCCAGCAGAGAGCAAAGAAAACAUAGAUCGAAAGACGAAACAGAUGCUUCUAGACACCAUAAAACUGACAGAGAGCAUAAAGAAGAAAAGACUGAGCAGUUUACUGAAGUGACUGAACACGAACCACAGCCAGGUACAAGCAAACAAGAUCUGGAAGCCACAAGUUUUGAAACAAAAUGUGACAUGAGCCAUAAGCAUAAAGAAAAACACAAACACAAAAGGUAUGAGGAUAAGGAAAAAAUAGCCAAAGAAGAAUCUCGAGAAUGCAGCUCUGUCGCUCACAAGUCAACAGAAAAACUCAGAAAAAGCAGCAGGACUUCCAGUAAAGAGAAAAAAUUGGUUAGAGCCACGGCCACCUGUGAUGAACCUACUGAAGCUGAAAUAGGUCAAGGCAAUAACGUUCAACCAGGAGUUGCUGAAGAAGAACUAAAAGUACCAGAUCAAAAUGGGCCAAAUUCAGAAAAAGCUGCAGAUGAAAUUAUUUCUCCUACAGAAUCCAAUGGAUGCAUUUUAGAUAGAAACCUAUUGAAAAAUGUUAAACCGCCUAAUAUUUUGGUUUAUGCUGAUAGCAUGGCAACUAAAGAUAAUGUCAAAGAUGUUUUGGGGACUAUUUUAAAUAGAGAAAAAUAUACAAUCUACGAUCUUCCAACUACGGGCCCUCUAACCUGGCGCGAAUCUACAGCCUUAGUGGUAGUUUGCGGCAACAUGGACCCAAAACUCACAACCAACUUAUUGAAUUAUUUGCUAAGCGGAGGUCAAUUACUGUGCUUGUGCAGUGACUUAUUAUACAGCGUUUUGCAUACAUUCACGACUGCAGAAGUCAGGGAGCACGAAUUAGUCCGUUUCAGUUACGGCAAGUGGCGCAACGUCAAAAUGAUGCAUCACAUAUUUUGCUAUCAGGCUUCGCCUGCCAAAAAACAAUUUUCUAAGGAUUCUGAUAAUGCUUCGAAUCAUAGUAGUGGCAAUGGGUCUAGCCCUAUAGCUCCUAGGACGCCAUCUACAGUUGAGAUUCAACACGGCGGGAAAGAGUAUACAGUGCAAGUGCAAGUUUUAGGUGCUGAGGAAACGUGGCAGACACCAAGUUUGUUGUUGGCUAGUGUUAAAGGGUCACAAGGGAGGGCAGUAUUUUCGCAGGUCCAUUUAGAAAUCGAUCCACAAGAAUACAUAGAUGACGAAUACAAGUUUGAAGCUCUGAAAGACAGCAACAAAGCUCGUCUCGACAUUCUCCAAGACAUUCUCUCCAACCACUUGGAAUUAGAUUGCACCAACCCUAACGCAAAUCCGGUCCUUACUCCUGCCUACUUUCUAGGCCGUCACGAUCAAAAGCUAAACAUGUUAAACGAAACUCAUUGCAUCAAAGAUAACGAAAUGACAGCAGGCGAUAUGCACAUACUGUUCUGUGGCAAAGACGACAGAUACGACGAUCCUAGUCGCACGUUUUUGCCUAUCCUAAUUCACACCUGUCCGCAAAAUUUUAACACCGUCAGCUACUUUGAAACAUUGGACACCAAGUAUAUUGGACGGCUAGUGGUUUACAGUGACGUGUUGACUUCUUCUCAAGCUCUGUUGCAGCAUAAUCAGUUGACGCACGGCGUUGCUGUGGUGUGUAGGCAACAGCUUGUGGGAGUAGGGAGGUCAAAAAACAAAUGGAUAAGUCCACCAGGCAGUGCCCCGUUCACCCUACAACUUCACAUCUCGACUAUUACAAAUUUAGGAAAAUCUCAGGGUUUGGUGCAACAUUUAAUUAUGGUGGCCGCUGUAAAAGCUGUAAGGAGACUGACUGGUAAUAAUAAGAAUAUCAAACUAGGAAUAAAAUGGCCUAAUGACUUAUACAUAGAUGGAUGCGUUAAAGUUGGUGGGGCAAUAGUUACUGGAACAACUUUAGGUGAAUUGUCUUCACUUAAUAUUGGUUGUGGUUUAAAUCUAUCCAAUUCCAACCCCACCACCUGUAUAAACGACGUCAUCAGGGACGUCAAUGCAAAAACCGGCAGCAACAUUCCUGAAAUUACCCACGAAAAAUAUUUUGCCCAAGUUUUUAAUGAGACUGAAAAACUGAUCAACCGAUUUCAACUUGGAGACGUGGAAUAUUUCUACGAAUAUUAUUACGAUUGUUGGUUACAUAAGGAUGCAGCUGUGACAAUUACCACUGCGGAAGGUAAAUUUGAAAGAGUCAAGAUAGUGGGCAUCGAUGAUCAAGGUUUUCUGAAAGUCAAAACGUCCAGAGGAACUUCGAAAUCUGUGCAGCCCGAUGGUAACUCGUUCGAUAUAAUGAAGGGCCUUAUUUCCAUUAAGAAUUUUUAAUGAUACCAAUAUUUUUGUACUUCCAUUUCAUGUUAACUGUUUUCUCGUUAUCGUUGUGAUACUUGUUUUUGAAAAUUUAUCUGUAUGCACUUGUUAUUCGAUUAAUUUUUUACAACUUUCGUUUUUAGUUUGUUUUUUAGUGUCAUGCAGUUAUGUCAUUUUUGUAUAUUUAAAUUUAAUGUGUUGUGGCAAUAUCCAAAAUAUGCUAUAGGUAUUAGUAAUAAUGUAUAAAUAUAUCAAUUAUUUGUGUUUAAUUAUACAGGGUGAAUUACACAUUUUCUGAAAAGCAUGUCCACGGAACAACAUUCCAAAUGUGUGUUGUGUUAUAAUAAUAAUGUCAGUGCUGUUUCAUAAAUAAUUUGAAAUUUCUAGAAUACUUUAUUCGCAAACGUUGUUGCAUUUAGAUUUCAAAUAAAGCAUGUGGUUUUGUAAUUGACUUUUAAUCUUGUUUCUUAAUAAGAAAAUGUUUAACUUCAACUAAAUCUCAACAUCGGAAUUAUUUUUAAUCCAUUCUUUGAAUUCACUUAUCCGUGUAAAUACAGAAGGUUUGCUUGCUUCGCAGCUUUUGUAGCUGAAUGAACUGAUUCCUAUUUGAGUACUUCCAGAUACUAGAGGACCCCCACUGUCCCCUUUACAGAUACUGGUUUGGC